AUGCACGCAAAGCCGUCCCCUAACGAGAGUGGUCCAGGAGUGUACCCUGUUCCGACCUCGGGGAUAGUGGGUGCCGCAGGAAGCAGAGUUUCCGUCCCCGUGGCCUCGCUUGGCCGACUCUUCAACAUGCCGCAGGUCAGCUAUGCAUCAACCAGUCCGCUUUUGAGCGACCAAACUAGGUACAGCUACUUUCGUCGCACGAUUCCCGCGGACGACCUGCAGGUGCAGGCGAUGAUGGACAUUCUGCAGCGCUUCGGUUGGAACUACGUAUCCGUCCUGCAUUCAGAGGACACAUACGGCUCCGCGGGAGUCAACGAAUUUGUCCGGGUGUCGGCGAUUAACGGAAUUUGCAUUGACCUCCGCAGAGGCAUCCAGCCAUCAUUGUCGGAUAGCGAGUAUAAUACUAUUGUGGAAGAUCUGGGUAACUCGAGAGCAAAGGUUGUCGUAUUUUUCGCAAUCCAAGACGCCGUGAGAGAGGUACUAACGCGGAUACACAGAACGAGACUUUGAGAAACCGUUUCUUGUGGAUCGCUAGCGACGGCUGGGCUCACGCUACAAAUCUGGUCCAUCAAUUCAACGAAACUGCUGCCGGUAUGUUUGGUGUGGCGCCACUGACCCAGAAACUCGGAGACCUUACCGACUACUUGUCUCAACUCACAAUCAAUUCUAACCUGCGCAACGCGUUUUUUCCCGAGUUUUUAGCCACCUUUGGAAACUGCACGGUGGGAGAUGACUGUGACAAUGACACUAAUAUAGUAGGGCCCUCUUUCCAACAGGAUGUUUUUACGCCGCUAGUGGUGGACGCAGUCUAUGCCUAUGCUACUGCUCUGCAUAAUUUCCUGGUCGAUAACUGCAAUGAAACGGAGAAUGCUCCUUUUCUGUGGUUCAAAGAGAGCAGGACAUGUUUCGGUCAGUCACGUGAGCUCAAUGGCGCUUCUCUCUUGGAGUACCUCAGCAACGUUAAUUUCAAAAGCAUCACUAAUCACUCCAUUGUAUUCGAUGAGUCGGGGAGCGUUC
Molecule: messenger RNA, 1017 nt
Organism: Geodia barretti
Lineage: Eukaryota; Metazoa; Porifera; Demospongiae; Tetractinellida; Geodiidae
Source: the annotation of a GenBank genome assembly